Tetranychus urticae (two-spotted spider mite) is the source of this 1168-nucleotide messenger RNA. RefSeq lists its product as uncharacterized. The record is from RefSeq and is a predicted model, not a curated record. Lineage: Eukaryota; Metazoa; Arthropoda; Arachnida; Trombidiformes; Tetranychidae.
AAAGUUUCAACAAUACAAGUUGAGUUUCAGAGCUCAUUGAGAUAGUAAAAAAUCAAAACAACUCUUUGUAAUCUACUAAUUAAACCACUACUACUAACUUUACUUUUAACAACUUUGACUUUUCUACAUUUCAGUGAAAAAUUUUCUUGCAUUACCACAAAUAAUCAACAUGAACAAGCAAUUGUUAUUCGCUCUUUUCGCCUCAACUCUUAUCCUUUGUGUUCAAUUUGUCCGUGCCGAAGAGGAAUUCGAUGCUGAGGAAACUUUCGAUGGCGAAGAAGACGUAACUUUGGAAAGAGCAAGACGAGAUGUAUCAGCUGAUUUAGAAGGUGCCGAAUCAGGAAUCGGUGGUAAAGCUGGUGCAGGACUCGGUGCUUAUAAAGGAGCAGCGGCUGGUGGGGCAGCUGCCGGUUUUGCUGGUGGAAAGGCUGGAAAAGCUGGUUAUGCCGCUGGUGCAAAAGGAGCAAAGGGAGGUGCAGCUUAUGGUGCUAAAGGAGCUGUUGGUGGAUCAAAGGGUGCUGCUUCUAAGGGGGGUUUCUCUUCUGGUGCUUUCGGUAAAAAGUUUGGUUCCAAGGGAGGUUUCUCUAAGGCUGGAGGAGCUGGUUACAACAAGAAGUUCGGAGCAGUCAAGAAGUUCGGAAUGAGCCAAGGUUUCAAAUUCGGCAAAUCUGCUGCUCAUGGUGCUGCCGGUGGUGCUGUUGGAGGAAAAGCAGCUAAAGGUGGUUUUGCUGGUGCUGCUGGAGCCGGUGGAUUCAAGAGUGGAGCUACUGGUGGUAAAAAGGGAUUCGCUACUGGAGCUGCAGGUGCAGCCGGUGGUAAAGCCGGUGCUGCUGGUGCUGCUGGUUUCAAGCAGGCUGCUGGUGCUGCAGGAGCCGCAGGAGUCAAAGGAAUCGGUGGUAAAGCUGGUUACGGAUUCGGUCGAUAAGCAAACAAAAUUGUAACUUAAUAAUUCAAGUGUUUAAUAUCAAGACAAAUCGAGUUAAAGACAAGACAAAUACAUUUUUGUAAUUUCGUCCUAUUUCUGUGUAUUGUGUAAAGCUAUAAUAUGCCAAAAAAGUACCUAGUUGUUCUGGACUUAAUCUGAUGAAAGGUGCACAGUCAAAGUUGUUAAAAAUUUUAGUAUUUAGUGUUUAAUAAAGACUGAAAAUAACAUUUAUCGGUCAAUCAA